Fomitopsis serialis is the source of this 1814-nucleotide messenger RNA. Its product is annotated as cytochrome P450. The transcript is spliced from 12 exons. Bases 38 to 1510 code for a protein of 490 amino acids. Lineage: Eukaryota; Fungi; Basidiomycota; Agaricomycetes; Polyporales; Fomitopsidaceae. The record is from RefSeq and is a predicted model, not a curated record. Gene Ontology annotation, molecular function: monooxygenase activity; oxidoreductase activity, acting on paired donors, with incorporation or reduction of molecular oxygen; iron ion binding.
CCAUAACGCGCACGCCUUCCGCCCCCACCCGCCGACGAUGGACCCCUACUUGGUAGCCGCGUUGCUCGCCCUGCCGAUCCUGUACUCCGUAUGGCGGAACUUCCUGACGAUCAGUGCUUUGUCGCGCAUACCGACGGUUGGCGGACCCUCCAUCCCGAUACUUGACUUCAUCGGCGCCAUUCGCUAUCUUAUGCAUAGCGAUGUCAUCCUCUGGGAAGGUUACCAGAAGUACCGCAAUGGCGCGUUCAAGCAUCGUGAUGUAGACGGUUGGCAUGUCGUGGUCAGCGGGCCGAAGCUGGUGGAAGAACUCUGCCGUGCCCCGGAGAACAUGCUGUCCUUGAUAGAGGCGAGCAAAGAUGCAGUCCAGACGGACUGGACGCUCGGACCAAGUCUCGACCGGGUCGCAUACCAUAUCCCAAUCAUCCGUAAUACGUUCACGCACAUGCACGACGAGAUUGAACACGCGUUCGACGAUAAUAUCCCGAAGACCAAGGACUGGAUCAAGGUGCCUAUGCUCCCUACCAUGAUGGAGGUCGUGUGUCGCACGAGCAACCGCCUUUUCGUGGGGCUGAGUCUAUGUACGCAGAGACCGGACUAUAUCGAGCUCAACAAGCGUUUCACGCUUGACAUCUUCGUUGGCGGGCAGAUCAUCCGUCUGUUCCCUGAUGUCCUGAAGCCAACGGCGGUUCGGCUCCUCACUAAGGUUCACAGUGGGAUCCAGAGAGGCACGAGGCACCUGCAGCCGCUCAUCGAGGAGCGUCUCCGGAUGAUGAAGCAGCAUGGCAAGGAGUGGCCAGGCAAGCCUAAUGAUAUGCUGCAGUGGGUCAUGGACGAGGCGGAGGGCGACGAGCUCCUGGUCGAUCGUCUCGUCAUCCGGAUUAUGACGAUCAACAUCACGGCGAUCAACACCUCCAGCAUGACCUUCAGCAACGCUCUGUUCUACCUCGCGGCCCAUCCCGAAUGGGUGCAGCCGCUCCGAGAUGAAGUGGAGGGGAUCCUCAAGGAGGAGGGCUGGACGAAGGAUUCCGUAAACAAGAUGGCCAAGGUCGACAGCUUCCUCCGGGAGUCUCAGCGCUACUGCGCCCUCGGGACGAAGUCGCUCCGGCGCACUGCGAUGUCGGACUACACCUUCUCUGACGGGACGUUCAUCCCGAAGGGCACGAAGAUCUCGAUCCCGAUGCACGCGAUCCACCACGACGAGGACAUCUACCCGCACGCGAACGUGUUCGACCCCUGGCGCUGGUCCGAGGUCCGCAAGGACGACACGGAGGCGACGAAGUUCCAGAUGGUCAGCACGGGCCCGGAGCACGUCGCCUUCGGCCACGGGCGGCAUGGAUGCCCCGGCAGGUUCUUCGUCGCGAGCGAGCUGAAGUCGAUGCUCGCGCACCUGGUGCUGAACUACGACAUGAAGAUGGAGAAGGAGGGCCAGGUCCCGCCCGUGCGCUGGUUCGGCACGCGUCUGUACGUCAGCCGGAAGCAAGAGGUCAUGUUCCGCAAAAGGCAGACGUGAGGCGCAAUAGCGCCGUAACCCAUUUUAUGUGUAUAGUGGUGCUUUAUUUUGGCUCGUUGUUACUCGCCGUGCUUUCUUACCUGCUCUUAGAGUAUUGUUGUGUCGUUUUAGUUUUAUUGCAUGGACACUUUGGCAUCGCGACUGGAUAACGUAUUACUGGGCCCGGCUAAGUACUCAAGUUCAAAGCGGUCGGCUGCAAAGAGCGUGAUUCUUUGGAUACACUCACCAUGGUGUCGAUAUGUACUUUUGCAUAUACAGCACAGGCUGAGCAGAAUGCCUGUCACUGUAUACAAGCACUGCGUUC